UCGGGUUAUUGUGGAGCGCACAAGUGGCCCUCAGAAGAAAAUAGCAUUGCAAAGAAAGGCUGAGGUCAAGGGUCACAUUAGAGCCUUCCCAUCGCAAACCACGUUUUUGUGAUCAAAUUUGUUGGCGCACAAAAAGAGGCACAGUAUCGUAUCUCAGCCUGAGAGAGUCGAGUCUCAACUCCAUUAAACUCCACUGCCGCUCAACAGAAGCUGCUGGUUCGCUCUCGCUUUUCAGGCAGCUGUAAGAAAGAGCAGGCAGCAGAACCAACUCUCCUCUGCUCUGCUCAACUACUUCACUACUGCACAGGCUGUCGAGGGAUCAACACUUUGUUACAAAAAUGGAGUCUCCCCUGACAGAACUUCCCACCUUGAUGCCCAAUGGAUCCAUGGAGAGCUGUCCACCUGUGGACAAUACAGUGGAGAACAUGAUGUUUGGAUUGUACUACAUCAUAGUUUUCCUCCUGGCAAUGAACGGCAAUAGCCUUGCCCUGUGGAUCUUCGCUCGCCAGAGAGGCAACUCUUCUCCAGCCAAUGUCUUCCUGCUCCAUCUUGCUGUGGCUGAUUUGUUUUACAUCUUCGUUUUACCCCUCAGAGCCACUUAUCAUUUAACCGGGGGACAUUGGCCAUUUGGUGAAAUCCCUUGCCGUCUCGCAGGAUUCUUCUUUUAUGUCAACAUGUAUGCCAGCUUGUACUUCCUGGCCUGCGUUGCAGGUGAUAGAUACCUCGCUGUGGUACACGCCGUACGUUCCCUCAAGGUCAGACGCCCUCGUUAUGCUCACAUAGCCAGUUUUGCACUAUGGGCUUUGGUGAUAGUGUCUAUGGCGCCUCUACUGGUCACCAAGCAGACUGCAGAAGUCAACGGCUCCACCGUAUGCUUGCAGCUGUACAGAGAAAAGGCUUCACAACGUGCUCUCGUCUCUCUCGCCGUAGCCUUCACACCACCUUUCAUUGCCACACUGUCUUGCUACCUGCUGAUAGUAAACAGUCUGCGAAAAGGUUCAAGGUUGGAGCCGGCACUGAAACUCCGAGCUCUCCGCACCAUUGGUCUGGUCAUGCUCAUCUACAUAGUGUGCUUUUUGCCCUAUCACUUAAGCCGUGCAACCUUCAUCCUGGGUUAUGAACAUCCAGACUUAUCCUGCCAAAUUAAAAGAGGACUAGCCCUGGCUAACCGGCUCACCUCCUCUCUAACCUGUCUAAAUGGGGCGUUGGAUCCCUUGGUCUACCUGUUUGCGGCUGAGAAGUUCAGAGGAAGCGUUCGCAGGAUCUUCUGCAGAGACAAAUCAGGGGGUUCCGGCGCUACAAGCGGGGACCUGAAAGGCACACAUGAGAGCUCUCUGAGCGCAAAGUCUGAGUUCUGAGCAAGCAAUUAAAAUCGUACAGAUGGUAUGAAUAUUGGUUUAAGUGAUUCGGCCUACACUUCAUGUAUGGUGUAUGGUCAAUUAAAAUCAGGAACUUUGAACAGCCUUAUGUAUAACCAAACAUGUGAUUUGGACAUGUUAAAGCAACUGUAUGUAAGUUUAAAGAUCAGUUUCAAAAACACUGAUGGUACACUUACUUCUAAUAAGGCAAUGGCUUCUGUUUUUUUCCCCCCAAACAUCUGUUCUAGGAGUUUUGUGAGUUGGUACGAAGGCCGGAUUGCUUUAUGGCAACAACAAAUGCAUGUGCAGAGCUUUCUGCUGUAAUUACCACAAUGAUAUAUUUAUGAUGGUAAAUUUCACUCACUUAAAAGGGAUAUAAAUAAGAAUUUUUAAGUGUAAAUCGCUUUUCUGCCAAUGUCUAAACGGCUUGUAAUGACAUUUAAAAACGAGACCUUCCCCAACUUUGUCUACUGCCUCGUUUAAGAUGAGGUUGGAAGUGCCAACAUCUGAGUUGAAAUGUCCCACUUAAUACUUCUGAAUUUGAGUCAAUCAUAUGUCACACUAACAUAUUGACCUCAAAAUGUCGCCAUGACGCAACAAGAGCAUUUUGAGUUUUCGUGUCAAUUAGGGCUAAAACAGAAAAAAAAAAUUACAUAAAAUGCUGCCCUUAGUUUUGAAAACAGCUGACGAAAUGGAAAAUUCAAGUUAUCAUUUUAUAAACCUAAAGUUCCACUGAAGGCUUAUUCUAUGUGUUGACGUAAUUUUAAAUUAAAUAGGAAGACAGGGCGGGACAUAUCCACCAGCCCCGCCCCCCUUUUUAAAAUAACCAGUUGCGUUUUGUUUAUAUCACAGCUUGGGCCAGAGACGUUGAGCUUGACAACCACAAUGUCAUCCAUAUCGCAUUACCUAUUGAUAAAAUAGCAUUAUGUGUAGAAUUCAAAUGUGUCCGAUACGUUUUUGUGGUCUGCGCCGACUUGCGCAUAUGAUCCUUAAUUCACCUCAAUGAAAUGCAUGUUUACACUGAAUCGUUCCCUAUCCCCUAUGUAAUGCAUGCACUACGUGGCAUUUACCGUACAGAAACUACAAAUUCCGUGAACAAGUGACUGAUUUCAGACGUUGCUUCAGCGUCUAUUUAUAUUUUAGGGGCGGGACGUGUCGGAUUCUAGAGGGAAUUUAAUUGGACGUGAAAGUUUGAUGAGAAGCUGAAGUGCAGGGUGAUGUCAUUAAAAUCGUUGAUCCAUAUCGGCGGAAGUUAGAGACUGUGAGUUUCGAAUGCUUAUAUCUUCUAAAUGUGAAUUUUGUUAUUGUUUUGGAGCACACUAGCUUACAGAUAACUUUAAGGCUAACAUUUUCAUACUAAAAGCCAAAAAACAUUUUUAAUUUCAUGGGGAUAUUAAUGUGUAAUGUUUUUAAGUUUGAUACAGUGUAGCUUCACACUAUGCUCUUUGCAAGCAGUGAUGUCAAAUGACACAUCUUGCUGAAGUCAGGGUUGAUUGAUCUGCCCCGAGUUCACAGGUCGGAUGUCCCAUUUCAAACUGCGUUCUAGACGUUAUUUCCAAGUAAGAGGUGGGGCAAAA
Messenger RNA from Labeo rohita (rohu), 2935 nucleotides. It is a transcript of the gene gpr17, whose product is annotated as G protein-coupled receptor 17. NCBI's taxonomy places the organism in Eukaryota, Metazoa, Chordata, Actinopteri, Cypriniformes, Cyprinidae. The record is from RefSeq and is a predicted model, not a curated record. Gene Ontology annotation, biological process: phospholipase C-activating G protein-coupled receptor signaling pathway; positive regulation of Rho protein signal transduction. The coding region runs from base 339 to 1358 and encodes 339 amino acids. Gene Ontology annotation, cellular component: membrane. Gene Ontology annotation, molecular function: G protein-coupled receptor activity. The transcript has 2 exons.